GAGAAGGACAGCUGGCGGAAGCGCUUGCGGAAUGCGAAAUGGCUGCAAGUGACUUUGAAAGGGAAAGUGGCAAGGGUGGGCUGUGCAGCUUGUGCUGCUUUUGACGCUGGAGGCCCCUGGGCGAACUUUGACUUAAAGCCGACAGCUUUGAGACUGCACUGCUUGAAGCGGCAUGAAGACUCCAAGGGUCACAAGUUGGCAGAGCAAAGCUUCCAGCAUGGGACGAACUCGCGGGUAAAUCUGUUGGCGCCGCCUCUGUCGGAGUUCCGGGACGCUUGGACAAAGAUGCAACAAGGUGGAAGUUGCAGAGAUGGAGGUGUGUCUUCCGACAAGAAGACCAACAUACGCUGGUCCAUUUCCGAGGCAAUACUGGACAUGAAUCGCUUUUCCGAAAGCUUGGCCAACUGCACUGUCGAAGCCAUCCAUGAUUUGUGCCAGCCGAUGCUCCACCCUCCCCGUUCCUGCCUUGACCCGGAGCUUCCAGCAUACGAUGACUCGGUCGAGAAGAGGAUCCGCGAGCGGACUACCAUUUUGGUAACCGAUGCAGCUUCUGCGGAGCAGCUGGCGUCCAAUGUCUUGCGAGGCAAACGCCCAUCUGCACUGACAGGUGAAUGUGAAAAGGAGCUGCCGCAUGUUAAGAUAGUUGGCCGUGACAUUGCGCAUGCGAGCACCCGCUUGCUGAAGAGACCUUUCCAAAAGCACGCUGAGCUAGAGGCUAUAAUGGAUGAGUUCAUCUCAGGAAAGGACAGCUUCUGUCAAAAGGUGCAGCAUAGUCCACUGUACACCAAGUGGUGGAAUGAAAUUCUUGAAAAAGAUGGGAAGGGUACAGAAGAAGGAGGAACUGGAGCCAGCAUGGCUGCUGCGAAGCAUCGCUUCGGAAGCUAUGCUCAUCCCCUGUCACGGGUGACAGAAAACAUGAGGUGUGUGCUGACCCUCUUGCAUAAGAUUGCAUUGCUUCGGGAUUCGUCAGGCCGUUGGGCGUCCCAGAUUCUGACACAUUUUUCUGGCUACAAGGCUAUCCUGCUUUCACUCUGUGCAGAUGCCGCGGCAACGUCCAUGGACUUCACUCGCUUCUGCGACGACGAGCAGAGCGACAUCUCCCUUCUCAACACCAAAGCGCAGCAGUUUCUCUUGAGCACUCACGCAUUGUUUCUUCAGGAAGAGGCAUUCACUUUGCCUACCUUUGCAAAAGAUUUGCUGGAUUCUUGCACACGGGCCCCUUUCAGCAUUCUCAUUGCUGGACAGGCAAGAGAAGUGCGAGUUCGAGACUGUGACAAGCGUCGGGCUAUGAACGUUAUGAAAGAAUUUUGGAAAGAAUUUGAAUGGGUGUGUGGGGCAGAAGCAACUCUGAAGGCCGAGUUUCCGUCGUGGCACCUCAUUGGCGCUUUUGAUGUCUUUCAUCUCGGCGGGAGCAUGAGUGACAGCGACAAGCGCACUGUAGAGAAGAGUCUGGCGCGUCUGGCGUGCGCCUUCGGGGUGAACCUGGCAGACCUGACGCAACAGUAUGUUGCAAUCCUGCCUAUGGCCCAGGCAAUGAAGAAGAAGACAGGACAAGACAAUCGCACGGCGUGGGCGAACGUUUUGUUGCGCAUACGAGAUUCUCGUCUCAAGGGGAAAUAUCCUCAAGAUGCUUUAUAUCGCGCAGAUACGGACCGAAGGGUCUGUGCUGCCAUGGGGUGCACUCUGGACCAAGCGCAGGAAAAGGAAAUGCUGCAGGAAGCUCGAGCCAUCUACACACGGCUGAGCCAAAGCGGCAAGUCCCGGUCUUCUGAGGGCAGGAGGAAGCGGUUAGAUUUCGGUCGCAAAGGUCCAAUGAGACCGUCAUCCCACAAGAACUGGAUGCGAAAACAAAAGGAAGCUGUGGAGGAGGCUGCGGCUCAGUUGAUUACGCCUCCCCGGAAGAUUUCUUCACAUGAUUUGCCUGAAAGUUCUCGAAAAGAAGUGGAGCAACAGAGUCGAUUGGAGAAGAAGCGAAAAGCUGAGGCUUAUUCUGAUGGCUUGCUUUUGAACUCCGAGGUGACAGAAGCAGUAGUUGCUGAGGCUCAGAAACAAAGGAAAGCAGACGCUUCCAAUGACCGGGCUCGCAAGUCCAAUUUUCACAGCAGGCACGCUGCAGUGGAAGCCAGCAUCACCAAGAAGACUGUGGCAUGGGCGCUGAAGGGAUUGCCCAGCCCGGCUUUAAACACUGACGCGGCGAAGGAUCUGAGGCAAGCGUCUCUUUUGAUCAUACCGGACAUCAACACGAUCCCUCGGAAGCAUCAACUCAUGGCAGCCUUGUUCGGUAAGGUCAUUUUGUCUGCGGCAAUUCUUGACGGUGGAAACGGAGUGAAACUGUCAUACAGUGCUGGAAGUCAGCUUGGUGUGUUCGUUUACGUGACUGAUGGAUUUCGAAAUCAAGAGCCUGGCUUGACCAUGAUUUUGCGCGAAGCGUGCGCUCAUGGGUGGAAGGCUGUGACAAUGAAUGACUUGCAGGCUCGGAGCAAAGGGCCCAAGAAUUCCUGCUUGCUCUUACGGGCAAAAGGGGAGGCACUGAAUCUGGGCAAGUCCAGGAUUCAGUGUCUUGAUGGCAAUGAGCUAGUUGCCUGGGCUGCUCAAAAAUUUGUGGAUGUCAAGUCAAGUGCCUGGAUCAGCACUGGCACAGCUUGCGGGGGACUUUGA
Molecule: messenger RNA, 2658 nt
Organism: Cladocopium goreaui
Lineage: Eukaryota; Dinophyceae; Suessiales; Symbiodiniaceae
Source: the annotation of a GenBank genome assembly